Molecule: messenger RNA, 3548 nt
Organism: Paramuricea clavata
Lineage: Eukaryota; Metazoa; Cnidaria; Anthozoa; Malacalcyonacea; Plexauridae
Source: the annotation of a GenBank genome assembly
AUUAAAUCAAAAGGUUUGGGGAAGACGAAGCUAGGCGAGUUGGUCAGAGACUUCAUGGAAUGAAGAGAUCAGAAGAAGAUGUGGGUGGUAGACAUUACAGAAACGAUAAGAGAAGCAAGGCUGAGAUGAUCAAACUGUGAAGUUGCCUUAACUAAGAGGCAGUUUUCACUGAGUCUAUACUUGAACUCAUGAGUCCAAAAUCAAUCCAGGUUACUGUAUAACAGUGUUUCUCAGUACGCCCACUAAUUGCCCACCUGUCGUCUAUAUAAUAAUAUCAACAUACGUGUAAUGCAACUCAGUCAAUAUCGCCAGAUGCCAUCGGGCUAUUAUAUUUUGACACCAAAGCCAUACUGCAUGUUAUACACAUGUGAAAUUACAAGCUAUAUAUGCGAGACGUGCUGUGAUCGAAGCGAAAUCAAUACAAAAUCCACAUCGUGAAAAUGAUUAAACGGCCACCACCUAUCAUUUUAAUUCAACUCAACUCCGAACCAACUAUCGCUGCAGAAGGAAACUUUCACUUUUUGGAAUACUUAGAAUUCAAAUUAUAUCGGUUUAAUUUGGAUUCGUUUAUAAAGUUCGAACGCGGGGACGAUUGGAUUCCGGAUCGAAUCGAAGAAACGGCGGAAAAAAUCCAGGAUAUAUGCGGCCUCCUGGAACAUUUAUAUCCAAAAUUAUACGUACACGUUUCACGACAGCUGAAAGUCACAUUACGAACAGAGCUUAUUAUUUGUGAUAUAUUUCGAUGCUUUUGUCGAACCUUGUUUAAAACUGGCAUUAGUUGGCCUCGGAUUCUGGCAUUAUUUGCGUUCGCCAGUGGCCUCGUAGUUGACUGUAUUCGCGAAGGCCGACCUGAAUUUGCUCGCACUGUUGUUUACUGUGUUAAGGCUUUUAUUGAAGAUAAUUUGUCUGGUUGGGUGAAAGAUCAAGGCGGUUGGGUAAGUUUAGGUUUUGGUUUUUAUUAAGCAGUGGAUUUUCAGAUGAGCAGGGCCCUUUUUAAAAGCCCCAUACAGACCCGCAUUUUUUUCUCGGACAAGUUUUCCUUGACAAAUUGUAUUUGCUCGUGUGUCAAAACAUUGACAAUUUUUCCUUGGCAAGGGGGCAAGGUACUGUAGCCUUAUUCCAAAUCUAUAGACUCAUGCCAGCUAUUGGACAAGAAAAAUUUGUUCGUGUAAUGCCGCAAAGCCAAAGGAAAAUCUGAGUGUACAAGAAAUAUUUCUAUAGUUUCUGCAAGCCAGGAAAAUUUGACAAGUAUACAAGAAACACUUCAGUCUAUAGCUUUUGCAAACAAAAGGCAGCCUUGACGCGAAAUAAAUGUUUUCAAAACAACAUUCCGUACACUAGCAACAAGCCGUGUAAGGGAAACUUGUCAAUGAAAACGUACUCGUCUGGAUGGGACUUUAUCAUUACUAAACAGGUUCAAUAUCGUCGAGAUAGCUGCAUCUAUCUGCUUUCUAUACAAACUAGGGAAGAUUUGCAUAUAGUCUUCAUGUUUUCUCGAUCUUUUUUCUGUUUGUGCACCUUCAAAAAAAAACCCAUUGUUGAGGAAACAACAUUUGCUAGGGGCUACUAGGGAAGCAAUUUCUUUGCUCCGUUUCCUGCAACGCAAUUUCCGACACAGACAUUUUUGUCGUCUGAUAUUUUUAACUGCCACGACUCACGAGCGAGGCAGGUGUUCAAACGACCUUUAGUAAGUACAAAUGAAGAGGGUCAUCCGUCGAGAGAGUCUGUGACAGCCUUCAAGACGAACUUGUAUGUAUACUUCAUGAAUGACCGUCUCUUCGCCAAAUUUAUUUUGCACACACGAAUUAUCAAAUGACCCAUUUUUUCAUGGCCCAAAAGUGAGUAGUCUUCGACAGAUGGCCACGCGCAAAAUGACAUUAAUGAAUGGUAUUUAGUCUAUUCAGUACAUUCAGUACAGUAUUAUUUUUGGACUUUUAGGGUUAGUAUUAGGGUUUGGAUUAGGGAAAGGAUUAGGGUUUGGAUUAAGAUUAGGGUUAGGAUUAGAGUAAGGGUCAGGUUUAGGAUUAAGUUUAAAAUACAAAAUAAUACAAAAUUACAAAAGUCUAAAAAUAGUAACUCCCCCUAAAGGCUGCUCUCCAGUCACGCGUUUUUCAUACGUGCGCAGGCAAGAAUACGCACAGAAAAGUUUAAAUCUUUUAAAAUUUAACACUAGUAUGAAUUAUCCGCUGUACAAAUGCACAUUAAAUCAUUCACAAAACUAUAUGCUUUCCUUUUAUUCAUUCAGUUAUUUCAUAAGUAACAUUUAAAGAUAUUUCAACUUUUGCGUGCCCACACGCACGUAUGAAAAACGUGACUGGAAAGCAGCCUUAAAACGUGACAGGUAUAGCCCACCAGUGACGCCGCCGGGAGGGGGCGAAGGGGGGAUGGCGAAGGCAGCCGUCCCAUGCCUCAAUGUUUUUCAGAGUGUAGUUAAUUUUAGAUUCAUUCAAAUUCGAUGAAAAAUUGGGGGAGGAAAUCUAUCAUCGGACAGGAUGUCGCGUAUUUUGCGCGAUCUACUGAAUAGACAACUUGCAUGUUUAUAGACUAAUUUUUUAUCUAGGCAAAAAAAGUAAAUUCCCGUAAAGAACUUAUUAGAAUUAGUAAAAUCGCAAAAUUUGGUUACGAAAUGUUGUAAAAUACGGAAAAUAUAGCCUCGCGAAGUUUGCAUAUUUUGUAUAUGUUUGUAUUACGUGCAAACAUUGAACAUACACAAAAUUUGCAAACUUUGCAAGACUAUAUUUUCCAAGCUAACAAGCUUUACAACAUUUCGCAACCAAAUUCUAGCUGUGGUGUUUGAUUCCCUUCUCUUUACUUAUUAUUUAGGCAUCCUUCGACCUUUGGCCAGCAAUUUUAUGUCGUAGUAACUUCUAAUAUAUUAUAUAUCUAUAUUUCGUUUUCCAGGAAAACAUAUUGGAACAUUUUCACUGUGCAGGGCAUAAAGACAGCUGGUGUGACGUCAUAGCCUCGUUCCCAGGCCUUAUGUGGUCUUUCCUUCUCUCGCUUCCGACGAAAAUGGAAAACUUUGGAACCAUGUUAAAACUUAAAAGGCAGUAGAUAAAGAGAGAUCAAAGAGGGCAGAAAACCUGUUGCAGUGGGAUUCAUAUGUACACACGUAAAAACGCACAAGUUGUAACAAACCUAUAACAAACCUGCAGCAGACUUGUAGCAAUGCUGUUCCAACAACUUGUCAACAGGAUGUGUUCGCACCGCUUGUUUCCAGCUUGUUGACACUAAGUGGUCAAUAGCCCUGUUCGCAGGCUAAGUGGUCAACGGACUUGUUAAGCUCAGCAAACUUGUUGCAAUUAGUUUUUCCUACAACUUGUUAUAUAUCGUCCUGCAAUUCAACAAUUUGUCAACAAGUCGUGAGUGACAACCUUGUAUAUAUAUAGCAACUUGAUAAAAUAACAGCAUUGUUACAACGUCUUGUUGACAAGCAAGCUUGCUACAAGCUUGUUGCGAACACAUCCUGUUGACAAGCUGAGUGAUUUUUACGUGUGGAUCUCAAGAGAGAACUCGAAAUGCGACUUUUUAUUAUUGUAGUUGUUUGU